AAGCACAUGCAGCAUGCAUAUGGCUCGUCACCGAUUUAUCUGCUAUGCCAGCAUGCAACGGUCCGCCAUUUGCAAAACUCUCGCAGCAUGGCUAUUGCGUCCACCACGUCAUGUCCGUUUUUUGUGUUGGUCUGUCCCGUUCCGCAUCUAUCUGAGGAUGCGGAUGUCGGACAGAAUUCGAACAUAAUAAUUUGCGCUUAAUAGUACUCGUGCACAUAUGCGAAAGCGCAAGAGGACAAACCAAUGUACAGCGGGUGACGUAGUGGACGCAAUUGAUAAUUACCGAGCGAGAGUCGCAAGAACUGACUAGUGACAGCACAUUAGGACAAUCAUAUAAGAUCUCGGAGGGCAAACCGCAGAAGUCGACCCAUCUGUUAUCUGUGACAUGUCUUCUAGCAUAAUUGUCCUCUUUGUGGCUGCAGCUACAGUUUUCUUCUACACCCGUCGACGCAGUAGAUUACCACUACCCCCUGGGCCACGUCCAAAGUUCUUUACCGGAAAUUUUCAUCAACUGCCUAAGAAUGAGCCUUGGCGGAUGUAUGCCACGUGGGCUGAAAGCUAUGGACCCAUAAUCUCCUUCCGCGUGCCUAACAAGCAGUUCAUAGUGCUCAGCUCCCUGAAAUCGGCUACUGAAUUGCUCGGUUUACGCGCCACUACGUAUUCUGAUCGUCCAAGAAUAUGGAUGAUGGAACUUGCGAAGCUGAAUCUGAACGUGUUCAACAUAUCUUUCACUCACCCGUAUUUCAAGACAUAUCGCACGGUCCUCAAGAACAGCCUGAAUACCCGCACUAUACAAACCUAUCAGUCGAUACAAACUGAACAAUCUCGUGUGCUGCUUGAUGGUCUACACAAGGACCCCGAACAUUUCGCCGGUCACAUCAAGAGGAAUACAGCGGCCGUUAUCCUUUAUCUCGCAUAUGGCUGGAAGGUCAUCGACAAUGACGAUUAUUGGAUUAGGAGGCUACAAGAUGCCUUUGAAUCCAGUGCCAUUCUAUCCCAGCCUGGACGUUGGUUCGUCGAAGUGAUGCCAUCACUGCGUUUCUUACCUUCAUGGUUUCCAGGGGCAGGUUUCAAGCGCGUGGCCUUUCAGAUCGGGCAAAGGUUAGGUAGGGUUAACGGAACACCACUUAACUGGACCAAACAGCAAAUUCAAAGCGGCAAUUAUACGCAAUCCCUCGUUUCAAAGCGGCUCCUUCAGGAGGAUGGGUCCACAGUCAGCGCCCAACAAGAAGAAAUCGUCACGUGGUGCAGUCAGGAGAUAUAUGGAGCGGGAGCUGACACCAUAACAUCAUCUUUGACGUCUUUUAUUCUGGCGAUGAUGCUUUAUCCCGAGGUGCAGAAACAUGCGCAGGCAGAGAUCGAUGUCAUCGUGGGUCAGGACCAAUUUCCCGCGUUCAAGGACAGAGAAAAGCUUCCGUACAUCGGUGCGCUCAUCCAGGAGCUCCUCCGAUGGGCACCCGUGACUCCGCAAGGGCUCCCGCACCACGCAAUGAGGGAAGACGUCUACGAAGGAUACCGCAUACCCAAGGGUGCGAUCGUCAUCGCAAACAUUUUUUCCGUCUCGCGGGAUAAAGAAAUGUACUCCGACCCAUUGGAGUUUAGGCCUGAGCGCUUCCUCGGUCCCUCGCCCCAAUCGGACCCCCGCAAGUUCGUCUUUGGGUUCGGACACCGUAAAUGCCCUGGGUUGCAUCUUGCCGAAGCCUCGUUGUACCUCAAUAUCUCUUGUAUCCUUGCUGCGUUCACGAUCGCCAAACAGCUUGAUGAGAUGGGAGAAGAGAUUACACCUCCUGUAGAGUUCGAAAAUGUUGGUAUAAUCUGGCGUCCUAAACCAUUCAAGUGCAGGUUCAUCCCAAGGAACAAAGAUCUAUUGGCAACUCUCUCGUAAUAAUCAGCACAUCAACCGACCUGGGCGAAUCACGCAGCCAUGUGCACUUUUUUUUCGCGCUAGCAGCCAUGAAUCUUAUUCAAUAUCGUCAGUGUAUUAGCCUAUUGACUGGGAUAAAUGCUCGUCUAUUUCAUCCUUGUCCACUCCCGUCAUUGGCAUUUCGCUAACACUCAUUUUCGCACGACUUCUAGUCACUUUGGCAUCGUAAUGUAUGCACGGCGUGCACCGUGUAGGAAAGUGUGUAGGCAUCCCGUGCUAAAUCGACAAUCUGGAUCCGUCUGACACUUGAAAUCACCACCAAAACAUUUGACUUCACUGUUCUGCAGUGAUUAUUG
Molecule: messenger RNA, 2220 nt
Organism: Suillus subaureus
Lineage: Eukaryota; Fungi; Basidiomycota; Agaricomycetes; Boletales; Suillaceae
Product: cytochrome P450
Exons: 9
Coding region: 386-1885 (499 amino acids)
Molecular function (GO): heme binding; iron ion binding; oxidoreductase activity, acting on paired donors, with incorporation or reduction of molecular oxygen
Source: RefSeq, a predicted model, not a curated record